GGGAGCGCCCAACUAGCGGACUUCGCUCCAUAUAUGAACAUCAUGGCAUGCAGGACGCCCGUCGUGGUCCCCUUGUGUUCUUCCCUGGGCUACCCUCGAACGGUGUUCCGCCAUGGUCGCCCAACUGAACCUCCUCGCAGUCAACCUCGCGACGGUCGCUCUGGAGAGCUGGCUCUAUGGCAUAUUCUGUAUCAUCUUUGGAACGUCGACCUAUCUGCUUGUCCGCCGCGGCCGCGAACGGACCCAGGGUAGCGGGCCGCCGCAGAACAUUCGGCCUCCAUGGCGGACACCUAUGUUCAUCGCGUCGUGUCUGAUCGCCUUGUCAGUCACUGCACACUGGAUCUUAACCGUGUAUCGUGCAUUUGAUGCCUUCGUCAACUUCAUGGAUGGCAGCGAGCCUAUCAUUGCCUAUGCAGAUCUCUCCAGGAAGUCCGAGGUCGCUAAGACCGCCUUCCUUGUCAUAACAGUGCUCAUCUCCGAUGCCAUGAUUAUUUACCGCGUGUAUAUUGUGUGGAGCUACAACAGGGCGAUCAUUAUAUUCCCCAUCUUGACAUGGUUCGCAUUAGUUGCAUGUGGCAUCGCCAUUUGUUGGCAGUUUGCACACUACACUCUCGGAGAGAACGUUUUUGAGACUGCAGCAGGGCGCUGGAUAACGAGCGACUGCGUCUUCAGCUUCGUCACGAACCUUUAUUGCUCUUUGCUGAUCGCAUGGCGCGUCUGGCGCACGACGGUGUCCGCGCCUGCUUAUGGCGGCCCAAACAUCAUGGGCGCGCUCGCCAUCAUCAUUGAAUCUGCCGCUAUUCAGUCGGCAUGGAACCUAUUCUUCUUCAUAACCUACCAGGCCAAGAGCAACCUGCAGUUCACCACCAUCGACAUGUGGGUACCUAUAUGCGGCAUCUCGCUCACACUCAUCAACCUGCGCGUCUCGCUCGGCUGGGCGGCCAAGGGGCACAUUUCGGGGGCGUCCACAGGGCCGCGCUUGACCACGCAGGUGCGCUCGUUCGAAUCGACGAACCAGAGCUAUGCGAUGCGCUCGCUGGCGGUGGAUGUGACGCAGCUGGACGAUGCGGAGGUCCCCCGCUUCUCGGCAGAGAAGCCGGUUGAUUUGAGGCGUGUAAGCAGGGGGAGUGAUAUAUCUGUAUGAGUGACUCGUUUACUCCUGGGUCGCUGCGGACUUCAUAGUAUAUAGGACCUAGCGCGGGAUUGCGCUAUUGUUGUUGUGAGACAGCGGUCGUAAUCUUGUAACGAUUCCCCCGACACUCGUCGCCAUACCAGUUACCCUACACUCAUCUGGCUAUUUAUUAAUCGAUGACAACAACGAAAGUAUUUUCACGGCUUC
Molecule: messenger RNA, 1339 nt
Organism: Rhodofomes roseus
Lineage: Eukaryota; Fungi; Basidiomycota; Agaricomycetes; Polyporales; Fomitopsidaceae
Exons: 7
Coding region: 113-1144 (343 amino acids)
Source: RefSeq, a predicted model, not a curated record